Molecule: messenger RNA, 642 nt
Organism: Cyphomyrmex costatus
Lineage: Eukaryota; Metazoa; Arthropoda; Insecta; Hymenoptera; Formicidae
Product: gustatory receptor for sugar taste 43a-like
Exons: 4
Coding region: 1-642 (213 amino acids)
Biological process (GO): male courtship behavior; chemosensory behavior; sensory perception of taste
Cellular component (GO): neuronal cell body; membrane; dendrite
Source: RefSeq, a predicted model, not a curated record
AUGAUGCAGGAUGAUGCUAGAAAUAACAUGAAAAAAAAACGGGGAUCCGUAACGGUGCCAUUUUUGAGUUAUCGAAAUGAUAAAAGCUUCACGGACAGCAUCUCCCGAUUGAUGACAGUGCAUGCAUCGUUAUGUGACAUAGUGAUGCUCAUAAAUGCUGCUUAUGGUGUUGUUGCGCUUAUGAUUACAAUCACCUGCCUAAUACAUUUAAUCAUUACACCGUAUUUUUUAAUAAUGGAGGCUGAUGGAAGACGUGAACCACUGUUCCUUGCGGUACAAGGGUUAUGGUGCAUCUUUCAUAUCUGGAGAUUACUCAUGAUUGUGCAGCCUACAUACGCUACUACAACACAGGGAAAGAAAACAGCAGUUUUGGUCAGCCAAUUACUGUCAAUGAGUCCCGACAAAGAAAACAGAAAGCAAUUAGAGAUGUUUUCACUUCAGUUGCUACAUCGUCCGUUAGAAUUCUCAGCAUGUGGACUUUUCACUCUAGAUCGAACUCUUAUAACAUCAAUUGCUGGUGCCGUCACGACGUAUCUUGUGAUACUUAUACAGUUCCAAAAAGAAGACGAUACGAAAGGCAGUUUUGACAACAUCUUGAAGAACGCCACGCAGAUGUUAAAAAGAAGCUAUAACGCUUCAUAA